This is a messenger RNA of Colletotrichum karsti, 675 nucleotides long. RefSeq lists its product as uncharacterized. The record is from RefSeq and is a predicted model, not a curated record. The transcript has 5 exons. Bases 1 to 675 code for a protein of 224 amino acids. NCBI's taxonomy places the organism in Eukaryota, Fungi, Ascomycota, Sordariomycetes, Glomerellales, Glomerellaceae. Gene Ontology annotation, molecular function: methyltransferase activity.
AUGCUUCUCACCUUGCACGACAAGCUAGGUCUAUGCCCACCCAACGAACCGAACUCAAAUGUCAAGCAUGUCCUUGAUGUCGGAACUGGUACAGGAAUGUGGGCUAUGGACUUUGCAGAUGAACAUCCUGAAGCUGAGGUUCUUGGCGUGGAUCUUUCGCCAGUUCAGACAAUGUAUGUUCCGCCCAAUGCGACAUUCGAGAUCGACGAUGUCGAAGAACAGUGGACAUACAGUCGUCCCUUUGAUUACAUCCACGUGCGUGGAAUGACGUCCAGCAUCUCUGAUUGGAGGAAGUUCUUUGAUUCAUGUUUCGAGCACCUCGAACCCGGCGGGUAUCUCGAGUUGCAGGAGGGUCACAUGAGACCAGACUGUGACGAUGGGACGCUUACGAGGGAUCAUGCGAUUUCCAAUCUCGUAAGGGUGAUCGAGCAGGCUGGUUUUAUUGACGUCAAAAUGUUCAAGUUCAAGUGGCCUCUCAAUCCAUGGGCUAAGGGAAACCAUUAUAAGCUCAUGGGUGUAUGGACUGAAGAGAACUUCCAUGAGGGCAUUGAAGCGUGGACCCUAGCUCCUCUGACCAGAGCGCUCGGAUGGACGCCAGAGGCAGUCUUGGCGCUUCUCGAAGAGGUGCGAAAGGAAUUGAGUGACGUUCACAUACAUGCGUAUCUUCCGAUGUAA